GUGACACAACUGAGAGAAGUGCAACACACUUCGUCAGAAUCUAACAAUUCAACAAGAGAAUAGGACCGGCCACAGUGUCUCCGGCCCCGUACCCAAGCACAAGGGGGUGGUCUCCCCUCCCCCUUGGGACAAAACUAACUCCCAGACGCACCACCUCCCAACCCCCGCCGAGAGGGGCCUAAUGGGGGCGCGAGCCCCUCUCACCUUAGGCGGGGCUGUCAGGAACGGUCUGGGUGGAAGCAAGGCCUGGGGGAGGGAAGUCGGGCUGGGGCAACGCCAGGAGUACCAGAUGGGGGGUCAAAGGCGGACACCCGGGAACCGGGGGCCACAAGGGACCCUCUCAUCCGGGGCUCCCCGGGUCCCUCGCUGCUCUUGGACAGCAGGGUCCCAGGUACCAGUCCCCGCCGCACUUACCACUCCUCACCUCACGCUGUCCGAACCUCUGCCUCCACCACUACCCGAGCCGCCGCAGCAGCCACCGUCCGAGCCAUUUCCCUCCCAGCCUCCUCAGCCGCCGCCAAGAGUCUCCGCGGACUCCGCGGCCAGCCAAGCAGAGCACGUCACUUCCGACCAGGAAAGCACCGCCUUCCGCGCCCAGGCUUCUGGUGGAUUGGCUGGUACGGAUGGCCUACCUGAGGAGAAGCCAUCUGCCAUGUAAUAAAGCAGCCUUGUGAGAGGCCCAGGUGAGUCAGUGUAGAAGCAGAUCUUCUGGGGCCUGUCAACAGCCACAUGAGUUAGCCUGGAAGUAGAUAUUGCUCAGCCAAGCCCUGAGAAGACUACAGCCUCAUGACCCUGACCCAGAACCACCUAGCAGAGCUCCUUGCAGAUGCCUGGCUCACA
Lutra lutra (Eurasian river otter) is the source of this 840-nucleotide messenger RNA. RefSeq names its product myb-related transcription factor, partner of profilin-like. NCBI's taxonomy places the organism in Eukaryota, Metazoa, Chordata, Mammalia, Carnivora, Mustelidae. The record is from RefSeq and is a predicted model, not a curated record. The transcript has 2 exons. The coding region runs from base 182 to 658 and encodes 158 amino acids.